Molecule: messenger RNA, 426 nt
Organism: Linum trigynum
Lineage: Eukaryota; Viridiplantae; Streptophyta; Magnoliopsida; Malpighiales; Linaceae
Source: the annotation of a GenBank genome assembly
AUGGGAUGCGAACCGGUGAAACUUGAUUUCGACGACAAAGUCGAAAGCCGGAGCACGGAGGAGCUGGUAUUGUCUCUGCGGCGAGAGUUCCAAUUGUCGAAGUUCCAGUCCAUGGCCUCAAUUCUGGCCUGCGGAGAGAAGAAGCUGAAGCUGGAGAUCGAAGCCAAAGUGGAGGAUCUCAAGAAGGUGAGGUCGGAAAAGGUGAGAUUGGAAGAUGAGCUCAAACGUUGCAAAGAGGAGUGCUCGAUUUUGAAGCUGCAGCUAGAGGCAAAGAAGGAAAUGGAGCUUCGCGUUACUAAGUUCGAGGGUUGCGAAGAAGACGUUGAGACAGGGGAAGUCCAAGAACAGCCUCCGGAGGAUCGUGGCGAGAGUGUUCGGUUGACGGCGGAGGGAAACGGAAUUGCUAAUGCUUCAAGUUGUUUCUGA